UAAUAGUCUAGGUCAACUCUUGUAACUCUUUUUUUGAAGUAAUAAAGAUGAAAUAUUUGAGUAUUUUGUGAAUUAUGUGAAUUUAUAUGCUUAUUAUUUAAUUAUAAAGAUAUAAUUAAUAAAGAAUAAAAACAAGCGUCAAAAUUAAAUUGUGAGAUAAACCUGAUAUAAUUACAUAAAGUUGGAGAGUACGUUUCUGCCUACGCGUGGAUAUAAAGAACGUCGAAAACGGAGUUCGUAUGCAAAAGAUACGGCAGUUUUACGAAAAUCAGACAGUAAAACACUGUUUUUCUUUAAUCGCGUAAAACCGAAUCGAUCCUUUGCGGUACUUAUGCUUUGCCGACGGGAUUUCCGAGGGCGUUUUUGGACUCAAGAUAUGGUCUAGUAUUUGAUUUCAUACUCGAAAUAUUUUUAACGAAAAUAUUUAUAAAAGUUGCGAAAAAGGACAUCGAGUGUCGUUUAGACGCAAAACUUUAAGUGCGAUUUCCCGGGGUUCCAUAACUCCAAAAAUUAAUCCGUUCGGGUUUAUGGAAUCCUUGAAUUACCCUCUUUCAUAAGAAAUUUUCAAAAACGCAAUCCGAUGUUGAGAUCUCGAGACACCCGAUUUUGUGUGUUUUGGGCAAUUAAAGGAGGAAAAAAACCCAUGUGGACCCACAUGACUUGCAUGGGAGAAAAAUCCCCAGCCAAUUGCUUCUCCUCUUGGUCUUAUCCACGUGAUCUUCUCCUCAUCCUCACUCUUUUGCUUGCACACUUCAAUUUGUGAGUACAUUGCUUGGCUGGAGGCAUGGCCCAAACUUGUAUGUGAGUGUGUGUGUUUACUAUAAAAUGAGGCUUAGACACCUUCAUUUCUCACUCACAAAAUCUGCCAUCAUCUUCCUCUUCUUCCCCUCUCUCUCUCUCUCUCUCAAUCUUGAUCUCUAUAUCCCUUUCUAUCUCCCUUAGAUUGAAUAACCACCAUUUCCACCACCUACUGUUGUCACAAGCUCCUCCGUCCAGCACCAAUCUUGCACCAUCACUACCAUAUUGGUGCCACCGAAACUAAAUUUUCUCGGAGAUUCAUAUUCACGGAAAUACUACUCGACCUCCUCGCAUCCAUUCCAGAACACUAAUCGUCUAUCGAACGUUAAGAUCAAGAUGGCAAGGACCCGUAGCGGAAACGUGAACGCGAAUGGAGAUAGGAACCAACCCCCAGUGGUUCAACAAAUACCUGUUGUAGAAGAAGUUGCACCUGAACCAGUCACGAUGGCCGGAGUGCAAGCGAUGAUCCAGGCUAUGUUGGAUCGUCAAAUGGAGGAAACUAGACGUUUGCUCCAGCAAAAUCGAGAGGAAGGCACUAUUCAAAUCGAACAGCCUGAGUUGAACGAAGGGCAGACUGAGGAAGGAGACUACAGUGGAACUGUUGGUCAAGUCAACCAACCAAUAGUUCAAGAAAAUAACCAAGAUGACGGAUUCGAGAGAAAUGGAUGCAAGUACAAGUAUUUUCAGACUUGCAAGCCAUCGACUUUCACGGGAAAGGAAGAUCUAAUCGGAGUCAUGGAUUGGAUCUCGGAGAUGGAGUUAGCUUUCAUGACAUGCGGUUGCAGAGGGAAACUACAGACCACGUUUGCAGUGCGUCAGUUUCGAGGAGGCGCUGUACGUUGGUGGAAUACUUUGGGGAAGACUUUAAGCCCCAACAAACCCCUGGAACUGACAUGGGCAGAAUUUCUGGUACAAUUCAAACGAAAGUACUGCUCAGCUCAAAACCUGCUCGAGCUAGAGAACCAGUUUCUAACCCUAAAGAAGGGGAGCAUGUCAAUCGAUGAAUACACGAACAACUUCACAGAAAAGAUGGAAUUUGCCUUGCGUCUUGUUCCGGAUGAGCUGACGAAAAUUGAUAAGUACGCAAAGGGAUUACCAUGGGAGUACGCGGUGCCAGUGCGUCAGGCACCUACUUUGGAGGCAGCUAUCUGGGCUGCCAAGUCUGUGGAGGAUAUGAUUAAGGGAAGAGCUGCCAGCAAAGUCGAGGUUGGCGAGAAAAGGAAAUUUGACGGAUCCUCAAGGUCCGGUAAGAAGGGUAGAUUCUCGAAGUUUGGUUCGAGAGGAGGAGGAUCAGAAGCGAAGUGGUGUGACAAGUGCAAGAAAAAGCACUCUGGGAAGUGUGAUGGAGGGGUCACUUGUUACAAAUGCGGAAAGCCUGGGCACUAUGCCAAUGAAUGCACGUUCACUAAGAAGGUCUGUUAUGAGUGCAACGAGGAGGGGCACAUUUCAAGGGAUUGCCCGAAGAAGAAGGAGACGGGAAGACCCAACAUACCACCGAAGCCGAAGGCAAGAGCCUUCCAGAUGACGCUCGAGGCUGCAAAGGAGGCAGCAGACGUCGCUUCAGGUACCUUUCUUGUAAAUGGUUUGCCUGCAAAUAUACUAUUUGAUUCCGGAGCCAACUACUCCUUUGUAUCACAUAAAUUUGGUGGGAAAUUAGCAUUGCCUAUAGAAAAACUAGAUAAUGCCCUGAUUGUAGAAGUUGCCAGUGGCAAAUUCGUACAUGUUAGUAAUCGUAUUAGGAACAUCGUCAUUGACCUAAACGGAAACGAAUUCCACGAAGAGCUAUUACCCAUAGAGUUAAACGGUUUUGACAUCGUUUUGGGUAUGGAUUGGCUUAGCGCUAACGAUGCUGAGAUUCAAUGCCGGAAGAAGAUAGUAAAGGUGAACCCACCCGGAAAGGAAUCAUUUAUGGUGUACGGGGACAAACGCAGAGUGAAUUCUGGAAUCAUCUCCCUGAUGAAAGCCAGGAAAUGUUUGUCAAAGGGAUGUGCAUCAUACUUGGCAUUCGUAAUCGAUGCCAAGAAGGAGAAGAAAGAGGUGCAGAAUAUACCGGUUGUGUGCGAUUAUCCGGAAGUCUUUCCCGAAGAUCUUCCCGGAUUACCACCUGAUAGACAAGUGGAGUUUCGUAUAGACUUGUUACCAGGAACAACACCGAUAGCAAAGGCACCUUACCGAUUAGCACCGACGGAGAUGAAGGAGCUCAUGACGCAACUUCAGGAGCUGUUGGACAACGGUUUUAUUCGACCUAGUUCAUCACCCUGGGGAGCUCCGGUGUUAUUCGUGAAGAAGAAAGACGGAAGUAUGAGAAUGUGUAUAGACUACCGAGAGCUGAAUAAGGCAACGGUGAAGAACAAGUAUCCAUUACCGAGGAUUGAUGACCUAUUCGAUCAGCUGCAAGGUUCGAGCUACUUCUCAAAGAUCGAUCUUAGGUCAGGAUAUCAUCAGCUAAAGGUGAGAAAGCAGGAUAUUGAGAAGACUGCAUUCAGAACGAGAUAUGGACACUACGAGUUCUUGGUUAUGUCAUUCGGGCUAACCAAUGCUCCCGCAGCAUUCAUGGAUUUGAUGAAUAGGGUUUGUAAACCAUUCCUCGAUAAAUCCGUGAUAGUGUUCAUCGACGACAUUCUCAUCUACUCGAAAAGCCAAGAGGAGCAUGGUAAGCAUCUACGGGAAGUAUUAGAAGUGUUGAAGAAGGAGAAGCUUUUUGCAAAGUUCUCCAAAUGCGACUUUUGGAUACGGGAAGUCCAAUUCUUGGGUCAUGUUGUUAACCAGGAGGGAAUAAUGGUUGACCCCGCAAAGAUCGAGGCUGUGAUGAAGUGGGAACGUCCGAAAAGUCCCACGGAAAUUCGAAGCUUUCUAGGAUUAGCCGGAUAUUAUCGACGAUUUAUCCAAGGCUUUUCUUCGAUAGCUGCUCCAUUAACAGCUUUGACUCAUAAAGGAGCUACAUAUACGUGGAGUGAGAAACACGAUGAGGCAUUCGAGAAACUAAAGAAGAAGUUAUGUGAAGCACCGAUACUUUCUCUACCCGAUGGAGUCGAAGAUUUCGCGGUUUAUAGUGAUGCUUCUGGAGUCGGGUUGGGUUGUGUUCUGACCCAAAGAGAAAAGGUGAUAGCAUACGCAUCUCGACAAUUGAAAGAGCACGAAAAGAACUACCCCACUCAUGAUCUGGAGUUGGCAGCGGUAGUUUUUGCCUUAAAGAUAUGGAGGCAUUACCUCUACGGCACAAAGUGCAAACUCUUCACUGAUCAUAAGAGUCUCCAGUAUCUCUUUAAUCAGAAGGAGUUGAACAUGAGGCAACGACGCUGGCUAGAACUUCUCAAGGACUACGACUGUGAGAUACUUUACCACCCAGGUAAAGCAAAUAUUGUUGCUGAUGCUCUCAGUCGGAAAGUCAAUCUGGAAAGGAAAAGGCCAAGGGCGUUAAGAAUUGAAGUCGUCUCGACGAUUGUCGAAAGUAUCAGGAAAGCUCAAGAAGAAGCUUUAGAGAAAAAUGACCGAAAGGAAGAACGUUUGGGAAGAACGUUAGUGUUCGGUACAAACAGUCGUGGACUGAAGGUAUUCCAAGAUCGAAUUUGGGUACCUAAGACGGGAGGAAUAAGAGAUCUUCUGAUGGAAGAAGCACACAAGACCAUGUACUCGAUUCAUCCCGGUAGCACUAAAAUGUAUAGGGACCUAAAACCCUACUACUGGUGGCCGACGAUGAAGCUCGAUGUUGCGAAGUAUGUGGCCGAGUGCGUAACAUGUGCGAGGGUUAAGGCACAACAUCAGAAACCGUAUGGGAGUUUAGAACCUUUACCUGUACCCAUGGGUAAAUGGGAAGACAUCACCAUGGAUUUUGUGACUAAACUGCCCAGGACGAAGAACGGUCACGACAUGAUUUGGGUAGUCGUGGAUCGUUUCACCAAGAGUGCACACUUCAUAGCAGCCAACGAGAAGUGGUCUAUGGAUAAGCUCGCAAAUGCUUACGUGAAGGAAAUUGUAAGACUUCACGGUGUUCCUCUUACGAUUGUAUCAGAUCGUGAUAGUCGUUUCACGUCAAGGUUUUGGAGGAGUCUACAAGAGGAGUUAGGUACAAAGUUGUGUUUGAGUACUGCUUAUCAUCCGCAAACUGAUGGUCAGAGCGAAAGAACGAUUCAAACAUUGGAAGAUAUGCUAAGAGCAUGUACCCUCGAAUUCCAAGGAAAUUGGGACGAGCACUUACCUCUGGUAGAAUUUUCCUACAACAAUAGUUUUCACUCGAGCAUCAAGAUGGCACCUUACCAAGCCUUGUAUGGACAGAAGUGUCGUACGCCGUCUUGUUGGCUUGAAGCCGGAGAGAAGCAGUUUAUGGGCCCCGAGAUAGUCCAUGAGACUGCUGAGAAGUUGAAGGUGAUUAGGGAAAGAAUGUUAGCAGCCCAGGAUCGUCAGAAGAGCUAUGCUGACAAGAAAAGACGACCGAUAACCUUCGAAGAUGGGGAUUCCGUUUUGCUUAAAGUCUCACCGUGGAAGGGACUUAUAAGAUUCGGGAAACGAGGAAAGUUGAGUCCAAGGUUUAUUGGACCAUUCAAAGUUCUUCAGAAGAUAGGGAACCAAGCUUACAAGUUGGAAUUGCCCGAAGAACUCAAUGGUAUUCAUAACACUUUCCAUGUGUGUUAUUUGAGGAAAUUCACGGGAGAUGUUCCCGACAUAAUUCCAAUCUCAGAGUUAAGGAUGGAUGAGAAUAAAAGGCUGGUCGAAGAGCCUGAGGCAAUUGUUGACCAUAAGACUAAGAAGUUACGACGCAAGAUGGUCGACUUGGUGCUAGUCCGAUGGAAACAUUCGAAUGGGCCGAAUCUCACUUGGGAAACAGAGGAUGACAUGAUGAGUCGCUAUCCACAUCUGUUUGCUGAUGCAUGAUUCCGGGACGGAAUCAUCCUAAGGGGGAGAGAAUUGUAACGCCCGGGUUUCAGGGCUAAGCAUUUUUGUCAAUGUAAUAGUCUAGGUCAACUCUUGUAACUCUUUUUUUGAAGUAAUAAAGAUGAAAUAUUUGAGUAUUUUGUGAAUUAUGUGAAUUUAUAUGCUUAUUAUUUAAUUAUAAAGAUAUAAUUAAUAAAGAAUAAAAACAAGCGUCAAAAUUAAAUUGUGAGAUAAACCUGAUAUAAUUACAUAAAGUUGGAGAGUACGUUUCUGCCUACGCGUGGAUAUAAAGAACGUCGAAAACGGAGUUCGUAUGCAAAAGAUACGGCAGUUUUACGAAAAUCAGACAGUAAAACACUGUUUUUCUUUAAUCGCGUAAAACCGAAUCGAUCCUUUGCGGUACUUAUGCUUUGCCGACGGGAUUUCCGAGGGCGUUUUUGGACUCAAGAUAUGGUCUAGUAUUUGAUUUCAUACUCGAAAUAUUUUUAACGAAAAUAUUUAUAAAAGUUGCGAAAAAGGACAUCGAGUGUCGUUUAGACGCAAAACUUUAAGUGCGAUUUCCCGGGGUUCCAUAACUCCAAAAAUUAAUCCGUUCGGGUUUAUGGAAUCCUUGAAUUACCCUCUUUCAUAAGAAAUUUUCAAAAACGCAAUCCGAUGUUGAGAUCUCGAGACACCCGAUUUUGUGUGUUUUGGGCAAUUAAAGGAGGAAAAAAACCCAUGUGGACCCACAUGACUUGCAUGGGAGAAAAAUCCCCAGCCAAUUGCUUCUCCUCUUGGUCUUAUCCACGUGAUCUUCUCCUCAUCCUCACUCUUUUGCUUGCACACUUCAAUUUGUGAGUACAUUGCUUGGUUGGAGGCAUGGCCCAAACUUGUAUGUGAGUGUGUGUGUUUACUAUAAAAUGAGGCUUAGACACCUUCAUUUCUCACUCACAAAAUCUGCCAUCAUCUUCCUCUUCUUCCCCUCUCUCUCUCUCUCUCUCAAUCUUGAUCUCUAUAUCCCUUUCUAUCUCCCUUAGAUUGAAUAACCACCAUUUCCACCACCUACUGUUGUCACAAGCUCCUCCGUCCAGCACCAAUCUUGCACCAUCACUACCAUAUUGGUGCCACCGAAACUAAAUUUUCUCGGAGAUUCAUAUUCACGGAAAUACUACUCGACCUCCUCGCAUCCAUUCCAGAACACUAAUCGUCUAUCGAACGUUAAGGUAGUGGCGCAUGAGCAUAGGUGUGAUGUUUUGGACGAGGGAUUACGGAUAUAGGCCUGUAGAUAUGAAAUAAUGUAGUAAGGCUUAUAUUGUACUGUUUAUGCUUUUGAUCUGUACGAACAUGACAUCCCGAGUCUUUUAAUGAAAUACAUUUCUAUGGAAAUGCUUUUGAUAAAUCUUUAUCAUAUUUUUGUUUUGGGACAAAUUCCGCAACACUUUCAUUUAAAAUGUAACUCUGAUUUUUAAACAAAGCAUAAACAAACCGGUCUUUUGUGGCCGUGAUUUUGGGGAUGUCACAAUUAGUUAGUGGCUAGGUUGUAUGCGCUUUAGAGGUCUGGGAGCACAACCUAGCCCAUAACUAGUUGGGCCUGAACUGGGUUGGCUAAAUCAUAAUCUAAUUGUCUAUUGACUAGAUAUAUAAAUAGAGCACCUCCUCCUCCACAAGGAGGAUCUCUCAUUCUCAGACAUAAGCCUCCAUUGUAUAAAUACACCUUUCCCAUCAAAAUAUUUCUCCAUAGAGGAGAAACCAUCUCCCAUACACAUCGAUCUGACUUGACUGUUGGAGUAUGCUUUUAGACACAAUCCCUAAGACAGUUCUAACAAUUUUGUUCUUUGAUGGAAGGUAGAAAUCAAGUCAGGAACCCGCUUAUGACACCUACUCCAGACCUGACACCAAGACUCGAUAACCCAAUUCUUUGUCACAUCAGUGGAUCUUAUGAUUACUUGCACUUAACAUAAAUAACCCAAUAUUACAAAAACGGGUAAGGAACUUUGGUUUGGUCAUAAUAAGGUUCUUAUACUGUGCCAUUAAAAUUCCCCUGUCGGUACUAAUGGUGUUUCGGUAGAAAAUUCAUACAAAACAUGCUUAUUAGAUUAAACCUUGAAACGAUAAUGGAGGAAGACGAGAGGAGAGAAGCAGCAAUCGCAUCAGCUGCGUGUCUGAACCCUAAAUUCAAGCCCUCAUCUGCUGUUGCCCAAGCUCGCCUUUCAAAAUUCCAGGAACUGCACAAGAGGCGAUUACAGAUAAAAGAAAAAUCCAAGGUCAAAAAGAAAUCACAAGGGAAGGCAUCUAGGCCAAACAGAUUAGAAGAGAAGGAUAGCCAUGUUGAUGAAUUUGCAGCAAGCAAAAUCCCAUGUAAAACAGCUGAAGAUACAAGCAGUUCUACUUCUACCUCAUUAGAUGUUUCUUCAAUGUCAAAACCACAAAUACCAUCAAAGAAACCAUAUAAGUUACACUGGGGGCUUGACACCAAAGAAAGAUGGGAAAGGAAAUCCAACAUGUAGUCCAGAGAUCAAGAUUCUUAGGAUCACUGUGUAAUGUGUUUUCACUUUUCCGUUCAGUUCUGAAGGGAUAAAUGAUGUAUGUUUGGAGUAAGUAACAAGUGUCAAAUACACAAAGAAUCUCUUUUUGUUUGAAUAUGAGUAAAUGACCGUUUUACCCUUCUGAAUGAAAAACUGUCCUAUAUAUCUAUAUGCAUAAAGUCCUAUUCUCAUUCAGUAAAAAAGAAAAACAGUUUAGGGGUUUCGUUUUCUUUAACCAGUAGUUGAAUAGGUAAUGACCGUUUUACCCUUACAAUCUCGAAGUAAAUAUCACAACAUUCAUCAAAUUUUUACUUUGAUAUAUCUCAAGAAACACUGAAAUCCCAAAAGUCAAAUGUGUCAAAAAAGUGCCCAUAGUAUCAGAAAAUUUACAAUGUGAGCACAGAUUGCAGAAACUAACUUAUUAUUAAUAUGAAGAUGAACACCUAAAAAUGUGCAUAUAGAUAUAGUGAGCUAUAUCUAUAUAUGUUAUAUAGCUGGGCUAAGUUCACGUUCAAUAUCUUCCAAAGAUCUCCCCUUUGUUUCAACAACAUUGGCAGCUAUGUACAUAACUGCAAGAACACAAAUCGAUGCAAAUCCCAGGUACACUUUGCUUAUCCCAAAUUUAGUCACCACACUCAAGAAAUACAACCCAAUUACAAAGUUUGAUAUCUGCUCAUUAAAAAACAUCACCAUUUGUUAGUAAAAAUAAUCAUUUUUUAUUUUUUUAAAAAGAUUGAACAUAAAAUAAACUUACCCAAUGCAUUCCAAGUGAUAAGGCAACUGCUUUUGCUCUAAUUCUGGAGGCAAAUAUCUCUGGUAAUAGUAGAGCAGGAACAGGUCCAGCACCAAGUGAAAAUGAUAGCACAUACCUAAAGAAUUAAUAAUUAAUAUGUUGUGAUUAAUUAUAUGAAUAAAUUUAUAUAAUUUGUUAAAAAAUUGAACUUACAAAAUAGUCCCGAUGACAGCAAGUGGUCCGGAAUAUGGUGCUAAAACUUUCCAAGUGAAGGAUAAUGAGAGCAGCAUCAUGGAAAUAGCCUUGCAGACAAAACACGUGUAUCAAAUAUUUUUUAAAUGUUUUUGAACUUUAUAUAAUUACAAAAAUGAUAUUUAACAAAAUUCACCAUCUUUUUUUUACCAAUUUAAAUCAUGUGCAUACCAUUCCAGAAAAGCUUGUGAUGAGAAGACUUUUCCUCCCUUGUUUAUCCAUCAAAGAAGACGCAAUCAUUGUGCCUGAAAUUAAAAUCAACUUCCAUCCUUCAGAAAAAAAAAAAAACAACAUUUUACCAUUUUCCAUCUCCAAAUUUAAAAACCAAAAAAAAAAAAGUCAUCAAACCAAAAACAUUCGCAGCUCCAACAGCAGCACUUGCUGCCACAUCAGAUGCAACGCCAGCUGUACGGAAGACAGAAGUGGAAUAAUACACAACCGCAUUUAUUCCAGCCAAUUGUUGGAACAAGAAAAGUGCUGCACCAACACUCACAACUGCCAUCAAAAAAUAAAAAAUAAAAAAUAAAAAUGUUAAGUGUUUUAUAAUGGAAUUAAAUUAUUAAAUGUAGUGAUUUGAUUUCACCUUUGAAAUAGCGGGAACUGAAAAGGUCAAACCAACCAGCAUCUUGUUCUUCUGAGCCUUGAUUGGAUGCACUCAAGUCCGCCAUAACUUCGGUGACCUUCCCCUCACCGUAUAAUGUCUUUAUUGCUUUUUCAGCAUCCGAGAUUUUCCCAUGCUGAACAAGCCAACGAGGGGAUUCUGGAGAAAAUGCCAUUCCAAUUGCCAAUAGAACUGAAGGGAUCACUGCAAUACCAAACAUUGUUCUCCACCUGCAAAACAAAACAAACAGACUGAGUACUCACAGGACAGAACAGAACAGGCUGUACUGUGUUUUGAAAAUAGUGGAAAACGUUAAAUCACCAUAGAGGGUUUCCGGCUAAGGGUAGUCCAGCUACCAAAGCUGCAAGGAUUCCAAUGCAAAUGAAUAGCUGGUUGAUAGAUCCAAGUGUGCCACGGAUUUCGGUUGGUGAUAUCUAAAAAAAAUAUUUAAUGUGAGAAAUGUAAAGUUUUUGAAUAAAAAUGUAGAAUCUUCUUUUUACCUCGGAUAUGUAGAGAGGGACAAUAGCAGAUGAUAUGCCAAUUCCAAUGCCAGCAAGCAAGCGGCCUAUGAUCAUGGUUUGUACAUUUGUAGCUGUGGCAC
Messenger RNA from Lactuca sativa (garden lettuce), 10361 nucleotides. NCBI's taxonomy places the organism in Eukaryota, Viridiplantae, Streptophyta, Magnoliopsida, Asterales, Asteraceae. The record is from RefSeq and is a predicted model, not a curated record.